AUGUUUAAAUAUAGCUUAACUCUCGAUGGGGACUUGGUUUCGACGCUUUACAAUUUCCAGCGAAGUACGUCUUCAUCGUCCGUUGUCAUAACCAUUGAAAAUGAAGACCUCAAAAAUCUGUGUGAUCCAAUUCCAUCGACCGGUAUAUUAUCCUAUAAUUUACGCUUGUUACGUUUAGCACUCCAGUGGCAUAACGUCAAAGCAGCCUAUGUUGUAAUGCGUUUGCCAGUGGGCACUUUAUGUUUGAUUAUUUUUAUAGACGAGAAUUUAUGCUCAAGGGAAUCCAUGAAAUACCUUUUUGGUCAUUCUAAUCUCUGUAGUAGUUUGGGCUCUCAAAAGUUCUGUACGAUUCGAGUUCACAACAUUAAUGAGAUCCAAUCCAACCUUUUCGAAAACAUCUCAAAGGAAAAAAAUUGUGACGAUCUGAUGACAGAAUCGGAGCGCUUGCAUAAGGAGAUUUCUAUGAUGGAAGUAGUACCGAAUGUGACCCCGUUGCCAUUUACUUUAAUACCUCUUUCGGAGGAAGCACGGGAUAUAAUUCAAAAAUACGCCGUCGGCCUUGUUGAUACCGUAACUUUUAUGAUAUUAAACAAUCAAAUUACGGUAGAUUGUGUUUUGGAUGAUCCCGUGGGGGAUUUAUUGGCACUCAAAAGGAUUCUUCCAGAUAGCCAUCAUCGCUAUGUAUUUACCCACUACAACCCCGAUGACUCAAAGGAGCGCAAAGAUAUAAUGAUUUAUUUGUGUCCUUUAUCACAUGAUGUGAAGGAGCGAUUCAUGUAUGCAUCUGCAAAAACUUCUUUUAUUUCCUUUGCGAAAGAACACGGUAUUACAUUUCACAUUCAGAAGGAAGGAGCAAAUUUUGAAGAACUCGUUUCGAUGGUUAAGGAAUUUUUUUCAGAUAAUGCAGAUGCACUGAAACAGGUUAGCGCUGCCUGA
Messenger RNA from Phytomonas sp. Hart1, 936 nucleotides. NCBI's taxonomy places the organism in Eukaryota, Euglenozoa, Kinetoplastea, Trypanosomatida, Trypanosomatidae. The record is from the annotation of a GenBank genome assembly.